Messenger RNA from Drosophila grimshawi, 916 nucleotides. RefSeq lists its product as uncharacterized. Bases 1 to 885 code for a protein of 294 amino acids. The record is from RefSeq and is a predicted model, not a curated record. NCBI's taxonomy places the organism in Eukaryota, Metazoa, Arthropoda, Insecta, Diptera, Drosophilidae. The transcript has 3 exons.
AUGAGACGCUUCCAUGUAAUUAAAUUAUGCCAGCUGCUGCUGGCAUUGUUUCCCUUUAGUAUUACUGAAUGGGUGGAGAUAUCACAAAGCCAGACGAGACCUGUCGGCAACCAGGGAAGCACCAAGCAGCUGGGUAAGGAUAUUGAGGAAGUAUUCACAACACCCAGUGCCGUGUGGAUCGAGUAUCAGCGUGAACGGUUUGGACUUAGUCAGAGCAAUAGCAAUAGUCACAGUAAUCCCUUCAUAGUCAGCGAUGCGGGCGGCCUGAAGAACAGUGCACAAAUUGUGGUGCCAAAUAACAGUCAGGUGAUUCAUGCCAGGACCAAGUUGGUAGUGAACAAAAGCACAGAUAUGCCGCAAGUAGAUUUCGGUGUGGUGUUGCCCCCAAAAGUGGAAACCACAUCGCGACGUCAUUCAUCGUAUGUGGAGAGUGCUGAGGAUGCGGAUGCCGUUGUGGAAACUGCCACAGAACCAUCUGGGAGCGAUGCACAAGCUGAGGAUGAUGGGCAGCUACAAUUGCCCAGCAUGCAGGGUUUCUUAAAGUUUCUGAAAUCUAUGCAGAGCACAUGGAUAACGAAAUCAUCGCUUAAUUUACAAAAUAAAAUUCAAUUAUUAAAGCGAUUGCGCGACAAUUUGAUGAAAGUUAUUGAACAACAAUUCUCGGUACUGUGGCAACCAACGGAGCGGCACAGACGUCGAAGACGCGGCCUGCUGGAUGAAUCGAAUUUGGAAUUUCCACCAGAAGCUGCCCUUAUGAGCAUCAAUUUUCUCACAUUCGCAGUAUUUCUCAUUAAACUAGUGCUUCAAGUGGUGAAAAUCGUGAAGAGCAAACAUUACAACUUCUCUGGCUUUAAUAUCAACGCCGAAGCUGUUCGAAAUCCAUAGAAUCCAUAGGAGAAUUUUUCUGUAGCUGAAA